Hordeum vulgare subsp. vulgare (domesticated barley) is the source of this 472-nucleotide messenger RNA. Its product is annotated as defensin-like protein 1. Bases 89 to 337 code for a protein of 82 amino acids. NCBI's taxonomy places the organism in Eukaryota, Viridiplantae, Streptophyta, Magnoliopsida, Poales, Poaceae. Gene Ontology annotation, biological process: defense response. The record is from RefSeq and is a predicted model, not a curated record. The transcript has a single exon.
GGGUGCUCACACACAGCAGCUCCGUCGACACCCAACCCUGACACACUCGUAUAAACUACAUACAGUACAAAGCAGGAUUAAUCGAUCGAUGGAGGCUUCACGCAAGCUCCUCUCCGCCGCGCUCUUCCUCGUGCUGCUGCUCGCGGCCACGGGGGAGAUGGGAGGCCCGGUGGCGGUGGCGGAGGCUCGGAGGUGCGAGUCGCCGAGCCACAGGUUCAGGGGCCCCUGCGUGCGCGGACACAACUGCGCCAACGUCUGCCGGACCGAGGGCUUCCCCGGCGGCAACUGCCGCGGCCUCCGCCGCCGCUGCUUCUGCACCACCCACUGCCGCUACUAGCCCGCCUCCACUUCGUCCGCACCUUUGUCCGUGUCUGCGUCCAUGUCCGUGUCUGCGUCAAUGUCCAUGAAUAAACCUCGGCCGGCCUGUCAAGGCCGAGCUGGGUACAUGAAAUAGCUUCUCCUUGUUGUGUCC